Hyalella azteca is the source of this 596-nucleotide messenger RNA. Its product is annotated as oxysterol-binding protein-related protein 2-like. Lineage: Eukaryota; Metazoa; Arthropoda; Malacostraca; Amphipoda; Hyalellidae. Gene Ontology annotation, molecular function: sterol binding. The annotation marks the transcript as partial. The record is from RefSeq and is a predicted model, not a curated record. The transcript has 2 exons. Gene Ontology annotation, cellular component: intracellular membrane-bounded organelle; membrane; cytosol.
GAUGUUUUAGAACUCGUGUAAAAAACGGAACUAAGUGAAAUAGUAGAAAUCUAUAACGAUUGAGAUUAGAUAUAAUUCCACACCGGAAUCUCACGUUAAUUUUACUGUACCCUACGUUCUCUAAGACUGCCGAUAAAUGUUUGCCGCGUAUAGCUGAAGUGGCGAGUUAAAUCUGUGUGUCGUUCGAGGAUUUCAAUACGAAAGUAGAAUUGGCCCAACAUUUGAAUUAUAAAUUAGCCAACACUUGAAUUAUUGAUGCUAACCCUGAAAGGACAAGGAAUAAAUCGGCCUGAGUGUGAUAAGAUAAUCCUUCAACAGAGCGCUGACGUGCAACUCUUGUGUUCAACAUGACUUCUAUCGUUGAAGUGGAAAAGCAACACAGAACACGGUUACCAGCCCCACAACAGACUUCUUCAGGCGAGUUUUCCCUGUGGUCCGUACUGAAGCAAGGCAUCGGCAAAGAGCUCUCGAAAAUAACCAUGCCUGUAGUGUUCAACGAACCUCUCUCCUUCCUGCAACGGGUCACCGAGUAUAUGGAGUACGCACAUCUUCUCGAUAGAGCUUGUGAAGAAGAUGACCCUGUGCUCAGGAUGCAG